AUGAAGAACACUGAUGAAUUGGAAUUGGAAGAUACUGUCAUGAAUGGUGAUCAACAGGAAUUACAUUUUCGAACAAGAAUGAAGGAACAUCCAGCGAAGAAUCGGGCACGAUCGUCCAAUGGAUUUUUUACCACUAAGAUGAAGUUAUUUUGCACGGUUUCGGCACUUCUCUUCAUUAUUGGUGCUGCUACUACUGUAGUUUUGAUGUCUCAUCGUGCAUCAAAAAUGGAUAAAACCAUCACUUUCGAUGAACAAGAUGAAACAAACCAAUCAAAUGACUGGAAUAGCGAUAAUUUAGAUGAAGAAACAUCAGAUGAAUUUAUUGAUGAUGAACAAAUUCCGAAAUUACGAUCAUAUAAUGGAUAUGCAAAAUCUCGAUCAUCACAAAAUCUUGGCCAUACAAAUGUUUAUAUUCGAGAAAAAAAAGGAAAAUCAUCACAAUCCAUUCGUUUUCCUGCAGCUCGCUAUAGUAGACGUGGAAAUCCAUUUAGGGGCUCUCUGAUAAGUUUUAUGCCACGAAUCCCAAUAUUUGCUGAUCGACUCACAAAACAAACAAUUAUUUUUUCUCCUACAGGAGGCGUCUAUAUUUUACCUCCAUUGAUCAAUUUUUAUGGUAAAAUGUUCUCGGUUGCUGAACUAAUUGCAUCUGGUUAUGCAAGUUUAGUCAGUAGUGGUGUUCCACCGCCUAUAAAUGGUCCUAUAUUUCCUUCUUUCUUUCCACAACCUUUAAUUGGUCCAAAUGUUCCAGUAUUUGAUCGACACAGAGGUGGUUUUAAAGGUGGAGUUCGUACUAAAUUUCGUUCUUUCUCCAUGCCCAAAAACUAUGAAAAACAUUCGGAGGUAAAUUAUGAAUCAGAAUCAGAAGAUGAAGAACAAGAAGAGAAAGAAACAGAAGAAGUUUAUGAUAAUGAAAAUAACAACGAUCGAUAUCGUCCAGAUUCAUAUGAAACGCGCAAACGACCAUACAAGAGAAUCAAACCUCCAAGAACAACUACUACGUCAACCAAGACAACUACAAAAUCAUCCAAAAAAACUAAGUUAACUACCACGACUGAACCAACUACAAUGACUGAAACAACUACAAUGUAUGAUCCAAUUGAACAGGAUAAAUCGAUUCUAACAAAAUGUCAAUCAGAUGAGAAACAUCGUAUUUUCGGUCACACUCAUAAUAGAAAAUCACGACAUGAGAAGAAAAAAUAUCUGAUUGGAAGAUUAAAAACACUAACGAAGGCAGAUAAAACACAAGCUCAUACUCGAUUGAAAGGUACUUUUGUCGUUCAAUUUGCGACGGACAGUGCUGACAAAGAUCAUUUCAAGAAAAUUACUGAAGCUUUAACAAAAAAUGAUCAAACGCGUAGUUUAUCAAUUGAAAAGCGACUAGAAUUUGAAACAGAGUUUUUUCGUGGUGUAUCCAUUACUGUCAAUAACGAAGAAUCUCUUCAUGGUCUUGCAGACAUCGAAGAUUUUAUUGAAAUUUAUUCUGUUAGUCGUAUUCGUCGUCCAAAUCUAGCGAACCAUGCAAUAUCAUCAAAUAAAGCCAUCAGUGAUGGCAUUCGAUCCAUCACUCCUCACCGUGCAUCAGGUGUUUCCGAAGUUCAUGAAAAAUUAAAAGAUUAUGGUAAAGGCGUUCGGAUAGGUAUUAUUGACACUGGAAUCGAUUAUAAACAUCCAGCACUGGGAGGUUGUUUUGGAAUAGGAUGUAAAGUUGCAGGUGGUUAUGAUUUGGUUGGAGAUGCUUAUAAUGGUGAAAUUAGCACGGCAGUACCUGAUGAUGAUCCAUAUGAUGAUUGUCCUACCGAUGGUCAUGGUACACAUGUCGCUGGAAUUCUUGCAGCAAAUGCUACGAAUAUUGAUGAAGCAUUUUAUACUCCUAUUGUACCCUUUGUGGGUGUUGCUCCUGAAUCAACAAUCUUAGCAUUAACGAUGUCUAUCGGAAGUAAUUUUCCUUAUCUUACCGAUAUUGGCACAUUAACUGUUGAAUACGUGAUCCAAAUGGGAGUAUAUAUGACAAUUGCGGCUGGUAAUUCAGGAACUAAUGGUCUUCUAACUAGUGGUGAUCCAGCGAUUGCAUCACAUGCGAUAUCUGUUGCUUCAGUUGAUAAUGUUAAUACAAUUAGCUUCAAAAUGAUUGCACCUAAUGGAAAAAUAAUUUAUUAUCGAACUCAACCUCCUUUUGCUAAUGAACAAUCAAAAUUUGAGUCUAAAAUUGUCGUAAAUGAUCCUAGUCGAGGAGUUAAUGAUGGAUGUAAUGGACUAAAAGUAUCAGUCAUUGAUGCUGUCGUCUUAUUUGCUUACAGUCUUGACGACACAUGUUCCAUCUAUGAUCGAUGUAACAAUGCAGCAUUGUAUGGAGCACGUGGCUGUCUUACAGAUAGAUCUUUGUAUUUCCCAGGUCUGACGACUAUUCCAACUGGAAGUAUUACCACCGAAGAUAGUUUGUUCAUUAUUGCAACGGUAGCUAAGGAUCCUACUGGUAUAUUUAAAUUUACUGAUUCAGCCAAAAUUACUCCAGUGCCAACAGCCUUAACACCUUCUUUUUUUACCUCGAACGGAUUGCGAUACGAUCUGGAAUUCAAACCAGAUAUUAGUGCUGUUGGUGGAUUUGUUUACUCGACUUUAUCUACUGCCGCAUCAGAAAAUUUAAAGUUAACUAGUGCAUAUGUUACUUAUUCUGGUACAAGUAUGUCAACACCUUAUAUGGCUGGGGUUUUGGCACUUUUUCUAUCUCAUAUUGGUAAUCCGGCUCCAUCAACUGUUAAUGGUACUUCACCUGAUGGAAAAUGUCGUCCUAAAGCUAAUUUUGUUCGAGAUCUAUUUCAAUCGACGACCACAAUUGUAAAAGAAUACAAUUCUUCUCUUUUCGCUUCUACUCUUCGACAAGGCGCUGGAUUAGUUGAUGCUAUUGACGGUAUUACUGCUACAGCUAUGUUUUCUCCAAGUAAACUUGGACUUAAUGAUACUGUAAGACAACACAAAUCAUACACUGUUCAUUUGCUCAAUAUUGGUGAUAAAUUAGCUCGAUAUAGACUAAGUCAUCGAGGAGCUGCAAUGGCCACUGGAAAACAACCAAACAAUGACCUGUUGUUAGCAGCACCAUUGUAUUCUCCAGACUAUGCUGAUGUUGAUAUUGAACCACGUGAAUGUGAAAUUCGACCAGGAAAAUCACAAAGAAUAACUCUUCGAUUUACAGCACCUAAGAAUGCAGAUCCAUCUCUUCUUCCAUUUUAUUCAGGUUUUAUUUAUGCUAAAAAUCAAGAUAAUGGAGAAAUUGUUCAUAUGUCAUAUGCUGGUGUUGUCGGUGAUUUCAAACAAGCACGAAAACUUGUCCGACAAACGCCAUCGGGUAUUAUAACAGGCAUUCAAGAUGCACACGGAAAAUAUGUCACUGAUGGAGAAAUACCAACUUUGAAUGUCACAGAAGGAGCAACAAUCGUAUUAGUGCUUGCAUAUGCAACGUCGAUUGCGUAUAUAGAAGCUAUUGCACCCGUAGAUAAUAUUCUACCGGGUUAUGAUAUCAAUUAUGGUCUAUUGUUCAAUAAUUCUGUUGGUCCGUUUUACGGUACUGAUUGGCCUCGAAAUGCCGAUGUCAAAAUAGAAACUGAUUAUUUGAAAUCAUAUCCGUAUCUCUGGAAGGGUCAAAUUGCACAAAUAUUCUUUUCUGGUAAUACUUCAAUUAUCUUCAACCAAAAACUUCCUCCUGGCCAAUAUAGAGUUCGAUAUUCGGCUCUUAAGAAUUUUGGAAAUUACAAUAAUUCUGAUGAUUUUGACGUUUAUAUUACACCAGUAUUUAAUUUGGUUUAUUAA
This is a messenger RNA of Adineta steineri, 3804 nucleotides long. Lineage: Eukaryota; Metazoa; Rotifera; Eurotatoria; Adinetida; Adinetidae. The record is from the annotation of a GenBank genome assembly.